Molecule: messenger RNA, 9413 nt
Organism: Gallus gallus (chicken)
Lineage: Eukaryota; Metazoa; Chordata; Aves; Galliformes; Phasianidae
Gene: AUTS2
Product: activator of transcription and developmental regulator AUTS2
Exons: 14
Coding region: 4351-7446 (1031 amino acids)
Source: RefSeq, a predicted model, not a curated record
GUCCCAGCUCAGCAAUGUGCUCCUCAUACCGUCCGCAGCGCAGAUCUGUGCCACAUGUACUGUAUAUCCCCGGUGACAGCUGAGCAAACUUAUGAAAUAACAAUUGGGGAUGAUUAUAUUGGUUCUGAGGAUUAGCACAGCAGGUAGCCGUGUUGGCACAGGGCAGGGUUUGGGCCGAAGGAUAAAUACACAUUCUUUUUAUUAUUGCAGCUAAUGGGAAUCUGCUAGACUUUGAAGCAUAGAAAAGGCUCACUGGCCACCUGUGAGCUAAUCACACGGAUUUGCCUCAUUCUGUAUUUCAGCUCACUUGGAGCCUGUAAUCUAAUUUCCAAACAGAGAUGAGAAGAGCGAACAAUUCAUUUUCUACUUUACAUGGCUGUGCUGGUAAACUUUUAAUCCUUUCAGAAUUACAGUUCCUUGCAACGUGGAGGUAACAACACAGAGCCCUGUGUGCAAGACGUGAGUCUUUGAAUGCACCAUUUGCUGGAUAAUAAUUAGCCUCAGCACGGCUCAACAUGAAUCAAAAUAAAAGUUCGAAGCGUUGGACGUUUUUCAAACGAUGUCUUGGAGCAUGCAUAGACUAAAGAUUGCAGUUUUCAUAGAAAAUUCCUGGGUUUUCAACUUCAAAAGAACCCCACAGCAGUCGGUGUUGUCUUCAGCCCCCAGCGUUACACCCUGCUGUUGGUGUCUCUUCCAUUUGUAGGACAUGGUGAUGUCAGUCUCAUAUCCUACCUAAUUAAUUAUCUUGAUAGUGGAAGGAUGUGUGUGGCAGUUUUGGUCUUACUCUGGAGUUCGUUGCUCAUCGUUCAUUUUGGAACAUAUGCAUGGUACCUGUUUAGGCUGGAUGCCGAGCUGAUACAGUAGCUGAAGGUGCUUAGAUUUGUUAAAGCCCAGGUGCUGCUGUGCUUUAAGAUGCGUUUAUGCGACUGUUUCUCAGAUAGUUUCUCUGUUUUAAAGAAAAAAAUCCAGCUGACAUUCUGCUCAGCUGCUUCCGUUAAGGGCAAGUCAAUAAGUGAGCACUGAGUAUAGGUGAGCACUGAGGUUUAUGAUGUGCAAAAGCCCUUUCACACCAAUUCAGCAUUUUUUUAGUGUUCUGUAGGGGUAGAAGCCAACACGUACUUUGGUAGCUAAUCCUUGCUUGCUCCCAAGUCCCCCCACGCCAGCUUUGCACUUUCACUAGGAUUUUGCUUUCAUGUUGGUAGUAGAAUCGUAGAAUCACAGAACGGCCUGGGUUGCAAAUGACCACACUGCUCAUCCAGUUCCAACCCCCUGCUGUGUGCAGGGUCGCCAACCAGCAGCCCAGGCUGCCCAGAGCACAUCCAGCCUGGCCUUGAAUGCCUGCAGGGAUGGGGCAUCCACAGCCUCCUUGGGCAACCUGUUCCAGUGUCACCACCCUCUGGGUAAAAAACUUCCUCCUAAUAUCCAACCUAAACCUCCCCUCUCUCAGUUUAAAAUCAUUCCCCCUUGUAAUAAAAAAAUAGAGCCACAAAUUUCAUUUUCUGCAAACUGCUGUGAGCCGUGCUCACUGAAGUCUGUUUGUUCAAGCAGAAGGGAUAUAUGGUUGUAGAAGUGAUGUCCCCAAGAGCACAGUCAGACCUUUGCUGCAAGUUACAGUGUGAUCGUCCGGAGGGGUUAAGGAGAGGACUUCUCUGAUUGCAUGGGGAUAUCUGGAGGCUCACACAUUGCUCCUCCGGGUCGCUCCGAGGGCAGACGCUGUUCAGUGAGUCAGCAGUCCUAUCAAAAACUCUCUUUUGCAAAACCUUCCUGAACAUAUUUGCAAGAAAAAAAAAAAAAAAAAAAGGCCAGUGUCAUGGGUAAAUGCAGAGUGGUUCAUCUGAUUCUGUUAGAGCAUCUCACGUUGCGUGGAGCAAUUAGAAUAUAAUGGACACUUUACUGUACCAGAAUGUAUUCUACCAGGAGGCCCCCAGCUGUCCUGAGGUAUGUGAAACCAGAGCUGAUCGACGGCACAGCCUUUCUGAUUGCAGAUAACAUUCACACAGAUUGACUGGCACAAAAUGACAUCUCUCUGAGACCUGCCAGGUUCCCGUCAUCACCCCACCUCCGUGUCUGGAAAUUAAUUUGAUUUAAGCAAAUAGAUUUCAUUCCGUUUGUUUAUACAGUUUCAGUGGCUGGGAAGGCUGCCAUCCAACUGCAGUCCGGGUAGUUCAAGUGAUUGGAGCAAGCCAGUCAAUAUCCAGCAGAUGUCAAGAGCAGGCUGGGGAGAGCCAUGGUCAAGAAAACAAGAUGUCAAGGCAAAGCAAACCUUUUCAAAUAGUUCUGUAGUCACCUUGCAGAGGUAGAUAAGGCAUCAUAAGGUGUUCAGACCAUAAGGGGCUCUUAUGACCUGCACCAAAUUAUGCAGGAGGUAAUGAUGCUCCUCUAUAAAUGGUUGUAAUAAAAAAGCUGAACACGUUUCAGUUCUUGAAUUACCAUAUAGGCUUCAGUGAAAUGUCACAUUCCUGUUUACAGAAUGCUGCUGAAUGGUGUAAGAACAGAACUGGUGUGUGCCAAAGAGCCACUGGUGGUCUUGUGUUUUUCUUUCUUGAUUUUCUAUUCCUAUUAGUGUAAACUCUUUCAAGUCCUCUACCGCUGUCCCAGUUGGGAGGAAUGUGGUACACAGUCAUGUUUAGCUACAGAGGAAAGCUUUUAUCAGCCAUGCUCUGAAAGCAGGGAAACACAAUAUGGGCUGGCAGAUCUUUAGUUACAUCACAGCUGUACGUACAAACCUGUUCAGCGAUUUUACCCAUUUUUCUUCCAUUUUAAAAUAAACUCAUGGGAUGUGUUUUAGCACAACUGAAGAAAUUCAGGCAAUUUAAAAAGGGAUGAGCAUCACUACAAAGCUAACAGAGAUGUUUACGGAGAUGCUGUGUUGAGCAGGGAGCCUGAACUCUCAGUUCUACACUUACCAAUAUGACCCAAACAGGAAGAAUCCUAUAAGCAAUGCUUCCUUGAACAGUUGGCUGCCAUCAGCCCUUUCCUCUGUAAUACUGGAAACACAGCAAAACGUGCCAAAGUGUGAGAAUACUGCUAAGAAACACUGAGCGUUGGAAUUGCGAUUUGGAGGCUUAGUGAAGUUUUCCUGUAGACACAAAGGACCAAAACAGUUGUAAUUAAAAGUGUGCAUGGCCGCGUUCCUGCUGUGCUUCGCCUCAGUGUUAGCAAGAGGGGCACUGGGGUUUUGUGCUCUGUGUUUUUACUGACAUCGUGCCUUUAAAAUCAGGAUUGAAAAUUCUUGGCUCUGAAGAACAAAUUCACAAAGGAAACAGUGUUAUGUGUCUGGUGAGUUAUGGCUAUGACACCUCUCAGGGGGAAUAAAUGUGUUAUUUUUCUAUAUAAACACAGCACACUGAUCUUUUUUGUCCUUCAUGUAUUAAACUGAGCUGUCAGGCUACAUUUGAUCAGUGUUCAUAAGGUGAUGCUUUUCAAGCUGCUUUUGAAAGCCAGUUUUAUUCGAGCUUAUUGAAGUAAUCCUGUUGCAUAUGAGCGGGAUGAGCGUUCGGUAGAGCACUGCAGCUCCAUGGCCAGAACAAACCGAUAGUAAGGAGAGGGGCUGACAGAGAAGCCCCAAACAUUUUUCUCCCCAACCCCUGUGGUGGAACUGAUCUUGGGAUAGGGUUAUCCCAUCCCUAUUGAUAACUGGAGGGAAUGGUGAAGCCUCACUCUUCCCUGUUCUUUACUGCUUGCUGUCCUGGCCUGCCACCUUCUUGCCUUUUGGCAGCUCUGAGAGGCAACUGGAUGGGCCGUGGGGUGCUGUCUGACAGCCAGAGGGCUGAGGAAAGGCACCGUUUGGGAGCCAGCCCAGCCUGGCGUUGGGCCGGGCAGACAUUUCUGAGUCCCUCUGCAGUGUCAAAGUAGCGAAGAAAUGGCUGUCAUUUCUGCAGGUGCUGCAAAAAAGACCCAGCAAGCUGCUGGGCAAAAGGCUGCUGCAGAAGCUGAGCGGUUGCAAAGCAAGGAGCAAAGGGCUGUUGCCAGCAAAGUGUGGCUGAAGAAUGGAGAACAAGGAGUUGGGUUGUUUUCAUCAUCAUCUCUUUGCAAUGCAGGGUUGGUUUAAGAGCUGCUUAAGUGUGAAGUCUGUGCUUCAAGCUGGUCAGUGUAAAAGCCAGGAGGGCAAGCAGCAGCACAUACACAUGCUGUAAGGUUGUUAGAGCUGUUAAACAGUGAAGAAACCUCAUCCAGCUGAGAGAGCAAGGAUUGAGAUCGAGUCUAGACAUACCUGAGGCGGUGCAUGUUAAAUCAGAGCAUGCAGGCCUCAACAGGACGCACUGCAGUAGCUGGGACAAGCCGAGACCAGCAGCGGGGCAGUGCUGCAGAUGGUUUAAUGCAAACCUUCCCCAGGUCUGCCCCAGCUGGAUGGGAAUGGCGACGUGGUAUGGAGCCGAGGAGCUGAGCGAUAAAGAGUUAGGAGUCAGUGCGCUCGCUGAAAAUGCCGACCCUGGUGCUAGGGGGCCAGCUGUCCCAAAAAUAUCAGGACUAGAGAGGAGCCAAGAGAAGAGCCAGGACAGCAGCAAAGACCCAAUACUUGAGCCCGUGGUGCCUAAAGACCCCUGCCCUCAGGUGGCCCAGCCUCUGGCCCAGCCACAGCUGGAACCGCAGCCGGAGGUACCUUGCCCCAGCCCCGCGCUCGCCCCACGGCCGGAGGCUCCGGCCCCACCAGCCCCACCGCCGGCCGCACAGCUGCCUCCAGCCCCGGAGGAACCCACCCGUCCGCCCGCGCCGCAGCCUCCUGUGCAGCACCCGCCCCGGCCGCAGUCCCCGGUGCAGCCGGCCCACCCCAACCUCCCUGCAGUGCAGCCCCAUCCGGCCGCUCAGAGCCUCUCGCAGCCACUCUCUGCCUACAACAGCAGCAGUUUAAGCCUCAACAGCUUAAGCAGCAGCAGAAGCAGCACUCCUGCCAAGACUCAGGCUCCCCCUCCACACAUAUCUCACCACCCCUCCGCCUCACCAUUCCCCCUCUCUUUACCAAGCCACAGCCCACUGCAUACCUUCACGCCCACCCUCCAGCCCCCCGCACACCCACAUCACCCCAAUAUGUUUGCCCCUCCUACGGCUUUGCCUCCUCCACCUCCAUUGACGUCAGGGACCCUGCAGGUUCCAGGACACCCAGCUGGUAGCACUUACUCAGAACAAGAUCUUCUCCGUCAGGAACUAAACACGCGGUUUUUGGCCUCGCAGAGCGCGGAUCGCGGGGCCUCCCUGGGCCCACCGCCGUACCUGAGGACCGAGUUCCACCAGCACCAGCACCAGCACCAGCACACACACCAACACACACACCAGCACACCUUCACGCCUUUCCCUCACGCCAUCCCACCCACUGCCAUCAUGCCGACGCCAGCACCGCCCAUGGUGCGUACCCCAGGCAGAAAUUUUGACAAAUACCCUACAAAAGUUGACCCCUUCUACCGUCACAGUCUGUUUCACUCCUAUCCUCCAGCUGUAUCAGGUAUUCCUCCCAUGAUCCCUCCAACGGGCCCCUUUGGCUCUCUUCAAGGAGCAUUCCAACCCAAGACUUCCAAUCCUAUCGAUGUUGCAGCCAGACCUGGAACUGUCCCACAUACCCUUCUACAGAAAGAUCCACGGUUGACAGAUCCGUUCAGGCCCAUGUUGAGGAAACCUGGGAAGUGGUGCGCUAUGCACGUCCACAUUGCCUGGCAGAUAUACCAUCACCAACAGAAAGUCAAGAAACAGAUGCAGUCAGAUCCACACAAACUGGACUUCGGCCUGAAACCUGAAUUUCUGAGCAGGCCCCCAGGCCCCAGCCUUUUUGGAGCCAUCCACCACCCCCAUGACCUGGCCCGGCCCUCGACUCUCUUCUCUACAGCCAGUGGGGCUCAUCCAGCCGGCACCCCUUUUGGCCCUCCACCUCACCACAGCAACUUUCUCAACCCAGCUGCUCACUUAGAGCCUUUCAAUCGACCAGCUUCCUUCAGCGGUCUCACUGCGGUGGGUAGCAAUGCCUUCGGGGGACUCGGCAACCCGACAGUCACACCCAACUCAAUGUUCGGCCACAAGGAUGGCCCCAGUAUGCAGAGCUUUAGCAACCCUCACGAGCCCUGGAACCGACUGCACCGAACUCCUCCUUCGUUCCCGACCCCUCCGCCCUGGCUGAAGCCAGGAGAGCUGGAGCGCAGUUCAUCUGCUGCAGCUCAUGACAGAGAUAGAGAUGUAGAUAAACGAGACUCAUCUGUUAGUAAAGAUGACAAAGAAAGAGAGAGCAUUGAGAAAAGACACUCCAGCCAUCCUUCGCCAGCACCUAUCCAUCCAGUAAACUCCCUCGGACAUAAUCGCAGCUCCAAUGAGCAGAUCAGGAGCCAUCUGAAUCCUGAGGUUCGAGAAAAAGAGAAACCCAAAGAGCGAGAGAGGGAUCACUCCGAAUCUCGGAAGGAAAUUAAUGUUGAAGAGCACAAGGUGAAGGACAACUAUAUUUCAGAGAAAGAAAGCCUGAGCCAUGAAAGCCGAGUGGUGGAAGAGUCGAAGCAAAUGUCCAGGGUUCCUUCACCCUAUGCUAGGCCACCUGUUGUGGAAAGCAACAGGCCUAACAGUACUUCAAACCGUGAGGCUGAGAGGAAGAAUGAGCCAGCGUACGAUAAUCCGAAGAAAAGCAAUGAAGUCAAAGUGAAGGAGGAGCGGAAGGAAGACCAUGAUGCUCAACAUGAGGGACCUCAGACUCACAGGUCGUCUGAUCAGCCACCACCUAUAUCUACAUCUAACGUCCAUCCAAGUCCUUUAGUGUCUAUGCCCAUGACUGUAGGUGUAACUGGAAUACAUCACAUUAACAGCAUCAGUGGCCUGGAUAGGACUCGCAUGAUGACCCCUUUUAUGGGAAUUAGCCCAAUUCCUGGUGGAGAACGCUUCCCCUAUCCUUCUUUCCACUGGGAUCCAAUGAGAGAUCCCUUAAGAGAUCCUUACAGAGAGCUGGAUAUUCAUCGGAGAGACCCCCUGGGCAGAGACUUUUUGCUAAGAAAUGACCCCCUUCAUCGUCUUUCUACGCCAAGAUUAUAUGAAGCCGACAGAUCGUUCAGGGAUCGGGAACCUCAUGACUACAAUCACCACCACCAUCACCACCACCCUCUCUCCGUUGACCCUCGACGUGAGCAUGAGCGGGGCAACCACUUGGAUGACAGGGAGCGGUUGCACAUGCUCAGAGAGGACUACGAACAUGCACGCCUGCACUCAGUUCACCCGGCCGCCUUGGAUGGACACCUGCCUCACCCAAGCCUCAUCACACCAGGACUUCCUAGCAUGCACUACCCCAGAGUCAGUCCCCCGACAGGACACCAAAAUGGUAUCCUCAAUAAAACUCCCCCCACAGCAGCUCUCAGUGCCCCUCCACCGCUUAUUUCUACGCUGGGGCCUCGGCCUGGGUCUCCAAGAAGGACUACUCCUCUGUCAGCAGAGAUGAGAGAGAGGCCUCCUUCUCACACCCUCAAGGACAUUGAAGCUCGAUAAGCAGAGCAAGACUAAAUAAAAAGCAGAGAGGGACAGAACGUUGUAAAUGAACAUAAUAUAAAGACCUUCUUACUAGUCUAUUGAUACAGACUGGGAAUGUGACCCACUGUACAAUAUGUAUAGACCUGAGUGCAAAGAUUUUGAAAUGUUUUUUUUGUAUAUUAUAUGUUGAAAUUUUCCAGAUCUUUUAGCCAAGUCCAUACGUUCCUCGUGUCUCCUACUCUAUUUUAUUUCUAGUUUAAAAGUUUCAAAAUUUGAACUGAAGAACAAGAUGUUAAUCUGAAUGAUUUGCCUAGAAACAAGCCACCACCAAUGACAACCGUACAAAGCUCUUUCAGACCAGAAGUGAAGACAUUUGUAGAUAUUUAUGUAAAAAGAGUGCUUCAUGGGUUAAUGGUUCAUAUAUGCAAAAAGGGUAAGAUGAAAGCUUUACUUUGUACAAAUGUAAAUAGAUAAAAUUAAGUAACAUAAUACAUUAAUACUUCUUAAACUGUGCUAUUUGCAAACUUAAUAUUGAUCAACACAGUCUGCUUAUGCUGUGUUACAUAUAUUGUUAUAGACAGCUAAACCCCUUCAACUAUGCAAUGAAUUCUAAGGCUUUUCACAAAAGCCUUUAUAACUCAAAGGAGCCUUUUCAACACACAACAUACUUAAAGUCAUAUUUUCCCUGAACAAGUUCAUCUAUACUAGCAACCUAUUUCUCCUGCUUGUUUUGAUGAAGAAACAGCCCACGAGAAGUGUAGUUUUCUGUCUGAACCCCUGCAUCAAGAUGCUGAUGUUACUGUACCUCAUGUAUUCCUUAGAACGCGGCAGGUUAGCAAUCUAUAAUCACUGAUACUGUCAUGGCAAACAGGUUUUCAGUCACAUUAAUCUGGGUUAAACCAAGUAAUAAUCAAAUACUGGCUGUUUUCCAGAACUUUCGUCACUUACCACGUCAGAUUUAUUUUUGGAAGAACAUCUGGUAAUAACCAUUCAUGUCUGUGUCUCAUUUUUGUCUGUACGCACCCUUUUUUUUUUAAGUGAUGUUUAGCUACACUGAAGCAAAUCCUACGAGAAAGCCAAUACUUUUCUAGAAAAAUGAUGGAUAUGUUUUCACUGUGGAUCAGUAGUUUAAUUAAUGAACUCCGCUGCAGAUUUCAUAAUGCAAUUUGUUGUAUUUCAGUUGGUAAUAAAGUCUGUGAAUAGUUAACAGGUCAGCCUUGUUGUUCCCUAAUCACAGAAGACGUGAAUUCACAUGAAGAACGUGGUCCUUUUUAACAAAAUGCAUCAUUCUUCCGAAAUCUGUCUUUUCAUAACACACUUUUUUAUAAUGCAUUAAGUUUCUUAUCUAAAUAUUUGGAGAGAAUAUGACUUUAUCAGAGAGAAUUCAAUAUCUUGUCUACUGGACUGUAAAAUAUAUGUAUGAAAUAAAAUUAGUUCCAUUGGUCUACUAGUGUAUUAAAGUGCUAUCUGAAGUUGUUAUCCUGUUUUGGCAAAAAAAAAGAGAAAAAGAAAAAAAAGAAAAAAGGUAACUACAGGCGGUUGUUUCUAAUGAUCAGAGAUCUAUUUUAGUAGUCAACUGAAGGUUUAGUUGUGAGCUUCGGAUUUUGUGAACUCCAGAUGUUGUGCGGUGUUCUUUUUUUUGUUUUCUUUUUCUUUUCUCCUUUCAUUUUCUUUUUUUGUUUUGUUUUGUUUUGUUUUGUUUUGGGGUUUUUUUUAAAGAACAGAAGGAAAAAUACAAAACAAAGAAAAAAAAAAAACCCAACCCUGAAGAAUAUGUACACUGGAACCGUAGCGGUAGCUUUCAGUAUUGUAAAGAGAUUGUUAUAUACAAACCUUUUUGCUGUUUAUCCUGUAUGUAAUAAAGUCCUUUCUAGAUCCUAUGUGAAAAGAAAAGUGAAGCAGCUCUCAAUCUUCAGCAUGUUUCCUCAUCAGCGAAGACUUGUGUAAUGUAAAUUGUGCCAUGUUAUUAAAAAAUGUGAACUAAA